AUGGUUGUUGUUGGCUACAUCGCCGUCAGCGACGUGGCAUACCUAGACAAGUUGGUGGUUGAGAGCAGGUUACCGAACGAAGUGGUUGAUGGUGGCGGCGACGCAGCGGAGGGGGACUGGAAGCCCUUGAGGAGAAGGAAGGAGAUUGGCGGGAAGAGUCGGAGAGUGGAGGAAAAGUUCACAUUGCACGAGUACAAAAAUUUCCAAGUUUGGACGUUCAACAUGUCGCGUGAUCGAUACUUACACAUGCGACAACAAAUCUGUGGCGUGAACGAUUAUUGUGACACGCGUGGCUCAAUUCAUCCAGAGAUCAAAAUCAUGGCGGUGUGGACCGCGUGGUGCCAGAUCCAUCACUCCGGCCACACUCCGCCACGCGAUCACGACCUGCCACAGAUUUGUGAUUUUCCUGAUGGGCCAGGCUGGUUCUCUAAGACGAUUGGGUAUAGUCAUCAUAUUCAAGGUUGA
Laccaria bicolor S238N-H82 is the source of this 465-nucleotide messenger RNA. RefSeq lists its product as uncharacterized. Bases 1 to 465 code for a protein of 154 amino acids. The record is from RefSeq and is a predicted model, not a curated record. The transcript has 3 exons. NCBI's taxonomy places the organism in Eukaryota, Fungi, Basidiomycota, Agaricomycetes, Agaricales, Hydnangiaceae.